AUGGCAGACGAAGUGGAUGAUACAAUUUUUGACAGAAUUGCGCGGAAAGAAAUACCCGCUACAUUCCCACACGAAGACGAACAGUGUGUAGUGAUAAAAGAUAUUCAUCCGCAAGCUCCUCAUCACUUCCUGGUCAUCUCGGUAAAAGAGUUGAGGAAGCUGGAAGAUGCUGCCGAGACAGACCAACAGUUACUUGGUCACAUGAUGUGGGUUGCUACAAAAGUUGCCAAAGAGGAAGGCAUCACUAAUGGUUACAGAAUAGUUAUUAACGACGGGGCAGAUGGAGGCAAGAAUGUUUACCAUCUCCAUCUACAUGUGCUAGGAGGAAGGAAAAUGAGUUGGCCACCAGGAUAAUAGAGUCAUCUGUGUUAAAGCAUUGUUCCUCCAGAUGUACAUCUUUUUUAACAAACACUACGUUUAGGGUUCUUGUUAACUGUAUAGUACAACUUAAAUCUUAACAGCACAGUAGUUGACUAUACAUUUUACAGACUACAAAAGUGUUUAUGUUUUAUGAGUAAUGCCAAGAACUGUGUUUCACUUUCUGUUCACAAUUAUUUAUACAUGAUUGUCUUAUGUUACAUUAAUUUAAAGAGGACUUUAAUCUGGAGGAAUGAUCCAAACUAUUAUAUUUUGGACAAAACAAUGACCCAUUUUGAUCAUUAGACACAUUAUUUGUCAUAUUAUACGAGUCAUAUCCAUUUAUUUUUCUAACUUGCAUUAAUUAUCACGGCUUUCCUAGCUGGAUAUAUAUGUAGGCCGUGAGUUUAUAUUGUUUUGUUAUUCCUACCAUCAGCUUACAGUGGCAAAUACAAGUAAACUCACGACAACAGAGUACAUGUAUUGUCAAUAAAAGACUUACAAAAUUCUUAGAAAUGUUGCUCCACUAAAUAAUAUAACUUAAUUCUGUUUUGUGAACUUUGAAGUUUUGCAGACACACUUAGUACCUAACUCCUUAAAAUAAACAUUCAGGAUUUGUGUUAUUUGUGUUUUUACUUUCCUGUUGCUAUAGAAAAAUGUAAAAAGCUUUAUUUGUAUUUACACUGGAAAA
Messenger RNA from Mercenaria mercenaria, 1048 nucleotides. RefSeq names its product adenosine 5'-monophosphoramidase HINT1-like. The coding region runs from base 1 to 354 and encodes 117 amino acids. The record is from RefSeq and is a predicted model, not a curated record. Lineage: Eukaryota; Metazoa; Mollusca; Bivalvia; Venerida; Veneridae. The transcript is spliced from 3 exons. Gene Ontology annotation, cellular component: cytoplasm. Gene Ontology annotation, molecular function: hydrolase activity.